Molecule: messenger RNA, 2028 nt
Organism: Penaeus chinensis
Lineage: Eukaryota; Metazoa; Arthropoda; Malacostraca; Decapoda; Penaeidae
Product: betaine--homocysteine S-methyltransferase 1-like
Molecular function (GO): betaine-homocysteine S-methyltransferase activity; metal ion binding
Source: RefSeq, a predicted model, not a curated record
AUGGCUGGUAGUAAUUAUGACAAAUAUGGCCGGGUUGGUCUGAUCCACAUCGACGCCCAUCCGGACCUUCAGGAGGAGGUCCUCGGCUUGCGCAUCGCCCACGGGACGCCCUUCAGGAGAGCCCAUGAAGAGGACCUCCUCGACUGCUUCAGGGUCAUCCAGAUCGGCCUCAGGGGCACGGCGCUCACGGAGGAUGACUGCAACAUCGGCAGGGGGGUUGUGCCCUACCUGGAGCAGGUGGUGUCCAUUAAACAAAACUGGCAUCUUUGCUCCGAAGCCGUUAAAAAGGACGAAAUCGAAGACGGUUUUCAGUUCUCAGGUGAAGACAACUUGAUUCACAGCCGAGGUCAUGCCGAAGAAAGUCUAAAAGGUUUACUGGAGCGCCUUCGAGAUGGCGUUGUGACCGGUGACGGAGGUUACGUCAUGGCGCUGGAAAAACGAGGCUUUGUUAAAGCAGGGAACUGGACUCCAGAGGCCGUUGUGGAGCACCCUGAAGCCGUUAAGCAACUUCAUCGCGAGUUUCUUUUGGCGGGGAGCGAUGUCCUCCAAACCUUCACGUUUUUCUCUACCGACGACGUGCUGGAUUUGAAGAACGGCACGAAGUUCUCUUGUUCUCAACUAAACGACAGCGCUUGUGCACUGACUCAUGAAGUGGCAGCAGAAGGCGACGCGUUGGUAGCCGGAGGAAUUACACACUCUUAUGCCUACCGUGAAGGAAAAGGGAAGAAUGAAGUACAGGCCGUCAUCAGGACCCAGUUGGAUACGUUAAGGAAAAACAAAGUCGAUUUCCUUAUCGUUGAGUAUUACAUUUACGUCGAGGAAAUUGAAUGGGCAAUCGAAGAAGCGAAGAAGUGCGGGUUACCCGUGGCGGCGUCCAUGUGCAUCGGCAAGGAGGGCGACCUAACCGGCGUCCCCCCGGGGGAGUGUGCCGUCAGGAUGGCCCGCGCAGGGGCUGACGUCGUUGGCGUGAACUGCCUGUUCGAUCCCGUGAUGACUAUCGACACCAUCAGGCUCAUGAAGGAGGCCCUCGACGCCCAAGGUCUCCGGCCCUUCCUCAUGACGCAGCCCAACGGAUUCUUCUCGACGGGCACAGACAGAUACGGAUACCUCAGCUGCCCAGAAUAUCCGUUGGCCUUGGAGUCCCGUACGGUUACGAGAUUCGAUGUGCACAAGUACGCCCGCGCAGCCUACGAUAUGGGCGUGCGUUACAUUGGCGGCUGCUGCGGCUUCGAGCCUUACCACAUCCGCGCCAUCGCCGAAGAAUUGGCUGAAGAGCGGGGGAAACUCCCGGCUUCAAGCGCCAAACACGAGCCUUGGGGCGCUGGCAUCUGGAAUAGCUCAUACGAAUUCAUUAGCGCGAGAGCAAAUAGGGAGCACUGGGAGAACCUAGUCCCUACCACGGGCCGACCGGGUCCCGCCGCGCAUCACUUCAAGAAACUUCAUUGAAGUUAUUUAUUUAAGUCAAUGGAUUCGUUAUUAUUGUAAAGGUAAUAAUUACCUGUUGUUUUGAUUUAUUGCAAUGCAUGAAACACAUUUCUGAAUAAUGAAAAGCGAUUGUAGUGAUUCUGACAUUAAGAAUGUAUUAUGUCAAACAGUCAAUAAAAUUUCGAUCUACUCGAAGUGUUAUGGUGAGCUUCUAUAUUCUAAUUUUAAAUGUGAUUUAAUAAUUUACUAUAUCCAGUGCAUAAUGAUAUGUUGUGUUGUGAACGCAAUUUUUCGCACAGAUUUCCGGAAAAACACAAGCAGCAUAGUAUAUUAAUCACGCAAAUAAAUGGAAAGUAAGAAAAAGUUGAUAAGCGAGUAAACCAUGUUUCGUUCCCUUUUUUAUAACGGUCUAGUGAUAGCCAAAUAAGCUUACCCUGCAUUUGGCCAUUCAAAAAUAUAAUGUGAUCCCUUUGCCUUCUUCUUGUUUUUUUGUUUUUUUCUUGUGAAAACCAGAACCACUCCCACUUCUGUGGCUCAGAGAAUUUGUCUGCUCUGUUAAGCCCCCCUUGUAGGAAGUUCUAUUAAUAAAUGAAAUCAAAGCAA